AACGACUAGACCCAGGGCACAAAAAUUUGAGAGAGAGAAAACCAGAGAGAGCUUCUUCAUUUUCGCCUUCACCACUCUCUCUUAGCUUCAAUGGGGUUCUUCUCCUUCUUCGGCCGCGUCCUCUUCGCCUCCAUCUUCAUCCUCUCCGCUUGGCAAGCGUUCAAUGAAUUUGGUACUGAUGGAGGACCUGCUGCAAAGGAGUUGGCUCCCAAAUUUUCCGUUUUAAAAGAUCACCUGUCUUCGAAACUGGGCUUUGCAUUACCGGAUGUAGAUCCUAUUCAUUUAGCUGGAGCUGUGAUAGCUCUAAAAGGUCUGGGAGGCAUUCUAUUUGUACUUAACAGUAAUAUUGGAGCUCUUCUCCUGAUUAUUCAAUUGGCAUUUACCACUCCCCUCAUCUAUGAUUUCUACAACUUCAGUCCAGACACUCCCAAAUUUGGUGUACUCCUGAAUGAUUUCUUGCAGCAAGCAGCACUUGUUGGUGCACUGUUUUUCUUCAUCGGGAUGAAGAACUCUAUUUCUAAGAGGGGCCAAAUCACCAAGAAGAAGAUCCACAAAACCAAAACUGGUUAGACGUUUAUCGAUGAAGCGAUAGAUUUUGAAGAGGAAAUUUUAGGGUCUCGAAGUGGCUGCUAAUCACCAUCAGAUUGUGGAUGUGAAACUUCUUAUUAUUGCUCCUGUAAUUUUUUCAGAUUUUCUUUUUAGGAUACAUUACUUUUAUUGGCCCUGUUACAGGGUGAAAUUUAUUGUUACUUCAAUAGAUGAUUGAUUGCAGCCUAUGUUUCUUCUUAUUCUU
This is a messenger RNA of Rosa chinensis, 793 nucleotides long. RefSeq lists its product as uncharacterized. The transcript is spliced from 5 exons. The coding region runs from base 91 to 570 and encodes 159 amino acids. The record is from RefSeq and is a predicted model, not a curated record. Lineage: Eukaryota; Viridiplantae; Streptophyta; Magnoliopsida; Rosales; Rosaceae.